AUGGUGAAUGAGGAUUCCCAAGGUUCGAUUCGAAGGUGCUAUUUACCGCAUCACCCUGUGGUGAAAAAAGCUACAACCACGACAAAGGUUCGCGUGGUUUUUGAUGCCUCCUGUAAAACAUCUGCAGGAGUAUCGCUAAAUGAUGUACUACUGGGAGGGCCAAUAGUACAGGAAGAUCUCCGGUCCAUAAUACUUCGAUGCCGGACCAAACAGAUCAUGCUGGUAUCAGAUGUGGAGAAAAUGUUCCGCCAAGUCAUCGUUCGUCCCGAAGACCGCCCUCUACAGUGCAUACUCUGGAGAAAAUCGCCAUCGGAAAGUGUCCGUACGUAUGAGUUGAAUACGGUUACGUACGGCACAAAGCCCGCGCCGUUUUUGGCUACUAGGACGCUGCAACAACUCGCUAUGGAUGAGGAAGGACAUUUCCCUCUUGCAGCCCGUGCAACCAUGGAAGACACCUACAUGGAUGACGUCAUUACGGGCGCGAACGAUGUUGAAACAGCAACGCAGAUGCAGAUUCAACUGAAUGCGAUGCUUUCAAGAGGAGGUUUCCAACUUCGUAAAUGGGCAUCCAACUGUCCAGCAGCCCUACUGGGAAUACCCGAGGAGAAUUUAGCGAUUCGCACUUCCGAUGGGAUCAACUUGGACCCAGAUCCAUCGGUAAAAACCUUGGGGUUGACUUGGAUUCCAUCGUCGGACAUUCUAAGGUUCCAGUUCACCAUUCCUUCGCUGAAUGGCGAUAAGGUUCUUACGAAACGUAGCGUGUUAUCCGUAAUUCCAACUUUAUUCGAUCCCCUAGAACUUCUGGGAGCGGCUAUCAGUACGGCGAAGAUUUUUAUGCAGCUUUUGUGGGCAAUACGCGAUGGAAAUAAACAAUCUUUAGGAUGGGAUCAACCGCUACCUCCAACGCUGGGUAAGGCCUGGAGAAGGUUCCACGAGAAACUACCUCUUCUCAAUCAAGCCAAGGUCGAAAGAUGCGUUAUCAUUCUGGAAGCAGUUGCAGUUGAACUACAUUGUUUCUCUGAUGCCUCGGAGAAGGCUUACGGUGCUUGUCUGUAUGUUCGGAGCACUGAUGCAGACGGAAAGGUGAAGGUUCGACUACUUUCUUCCAAAUCAAAGGUUGCUCCAUUAAAAUGUCAGACCAUUCCUAGGCUGGAGCUUUGCGGAGCGGUAUUGGCUGCCCAGCUCUACGAAAAGGUCCGAACGUCUAUCAAAACAACAGUAAGCGGCUAUUUCUGGACGGACUCCAAUUGCGUUCCACGAUGGUUGCAGUCUUCUCCAUCAACGUGGACCACAUUUGUCGUCAACCGUACGGCUAAAAUCCAAACAAUCACGGGAGGCUGUCGGUGGAUUCAUGUUCCUGGAACCCAAAAUCUAGCAGACCUAAUAUCCCGAGGAAUACCGCCUCAGGACAUCCUGGAAAACUAA
Molecule: messenger RNA, 1425 nt
Organism: Armigeres subalbatus
Lineage: Eukaryota; Metazoa; Arthropoda; Insecta; Diptera; Culicidae
Exons: 1
Coding region: 1-1425 (474 amino acids)
Source: RefSeq, a predicted model, not a curated record